Theobroma cacao (cacao) is the source of this 1763-nucleotide messenger RNA. RefSeq names its product protein IQ-domain 26. NCBI's taxonomy places the organism in Eukaryota, Viridiplantae, Streptophyta, Magnoliopsida, Malvales, Malvaceae. The record is from RefSeq and is a predicted model, not a curated record. Gene Ontology annotation, molecular function: protein binding.
UUAAAACCAUUUAGUUAUAUUAUUCUUCAACAACUUUCCAUCACCACUUUUCGCAACAUGGAAAGCACCUAAGAUUGUGAGCUGUAUCACCCUUUCUAGUUUCUAAGCUUUCUUAUCACAAUGGGCAUUUUUAGAUUUCACUUUUAAAACCCUCUUCACCCCUUUUUUUCUUUUUAAUUUUUAUUCCCUCUUUCUUUGAUUUUUCCUAAACUCCCUCUUACUCCCUAACUUCUCCCCACUCAGUGCACUGAGAAACAUGGGAAGGGCUACAAGGUGGCUAAAGGGCUUGUUCGGGUUAAAGAACAGCAAAGACUACUCAAAUUCCAGUGACCGGAGAGACCAGAAAAAGUGUAGCAGUGGGCAUUCAGGGAGAGACGCUAGCGCUGCCUUGUGUCACAACCCUACAACAAUACCCCCCAACAUAUCACCAGCCGAAGCUGCCUGGCUAAGAUCAUACUAUAAUGAAACAGAGAAGGAGCAGAACAAGCACGCAAUUGCUGUGGCAGCCGCAACAGCAGCGGCUGCCGAUGCAGCAGUAGCCGCUGCUCAGGCUGCGGUGGCAGUGGUGAGGCUAACAAGUCAUGGCAGAGGGACCAUGUUCGGCGGUGGACGUGAGAGGUGGGCUGCUGUCAAGAUUCAAACUGUUUUUAGAGGUUAUCUGGCUAGAAAAGCUCUACGAGCUUUGAAAGGGUUAGUGAAGAUACAGGCGCUUGUUAGAGGAUAUUUAGUGCGGAAACAAGCCACAGCUACUCUCCAUAGCAUGCAGGCCCUGAUAAGAGCACAAGCUACCAUUAGGUCCCAGAAAGCUCGUGGACUUAUUAAUCAUGAUGCUAACAGAUUUGACAUCCGAGCACGAAAAUCUAUGGAGAGAUUUGAUGAUACAAGGAGUGAACAUACAGUUUCUUUCCAUAGCAGAAGAUUGUCAGCUUCUCUUGACACUGCAAUUAACAUCGAUGAAAGUCCCAAAAUUGUGGAGGUUGAUACAGGCAGGCCUAAAUCAAGAUCUCGCAGAACCAACACUUCUGUAUCAGAUUUCAGCGAUGACCCGCCUUAUCAAACGCUGUCUUCUCCGCUUCCGUCUCGAGUUCCAGCCCGUUUGUCCCUACCAGAUAGCCGCCAUUGUCAAGAAACUGAUUGGGGAUUAACUGGAGAUGAAUGCAGGUUCUCCACAGCACAAAGUACACCUCGUUUUAUCAAUUCUUGUGGGUCUAAUGCCCCGGUUACCCCCGCGAAGAGUGUCUGUGCUGAAAACCUUUUUAGACAUUACGGGAAUUUUCCAAAUUAUAUGGCCAGUACGCAGUCUUUUAAGGCUAAAUUGAGGUCACAUAGUGCUCCAAAGCAAAGGCCAGAGCCAGGUCCGAAAAAGCGCCUUUCCCUCAAUGAAAUGAUGGAAUCUAGAAGUAGUUUAAGUGGGGUUAGGAUGCAGAGAUCUUGCUCACAAGUUCAAGAAGCUAUUAAUUUCAAGAAUGCAGUGUUGGGGAAGCUUGAUAGAUCCUCAGAAUUCGGUAGAGAUCCUGAGAGAAACUAUUUGCAGAGAAGGUGGUGAUUAUGACGGCAAAGAAAGAAAAAUUGUAACAGAGGAGCUCUGCCUCUAUGACCCCCUCUUGUUUGCUAGUGAACAGAGAUAGGUGAUAAAACAAGAUAGAACGUGUGUAGAAUUUACGUGAUCUGAUUGAAAUUCCUGUCCAUCUGAUUCAAAUGUCAGUGUUAUGUGAAGGAAUUGGCCUUAUUGUCAAUGAAAUGAAAUUCCAAUUGUAGAAUUA